Messenger RNA from Panicum virgatum (switchgrass), 708 nucleotides. RefSeq lists its product as uncharacterized. The record is from RefSeq and is a predicted model, not a curated record. The transcript is spliced from 2 exons. Bases 24 to 350 code for a protein of 108 amino acids. NCBI's taxonomy places the organism in Eukaryota, Viridiplantae, Streptophyta, Magnoliopsida, Poales, Poaceae.
CCUAGCGCCCACCGGCUCCGUGGAUGGGCAACUUCAACCCCGGGACUGGACUCGUCCAGGCCUGGGGCAUGCCCUUCCGCGCGCCUGCCUCUGGCGUUUUGGGCCCCCGUCCACCGUUCCCAGCCCAACAGGCGAUGAUGGCACACCACCAACCUUCUCCCGCGCCGGGCUCUUCCUCCUCCUCCGUCACGUCCGCCUGGGACACCAGCGCCCUCUACGCCGCCCUCAACAACGCCGGCGUCGCCACCCAGCCGCCAAGCUCCGUAGAUUGGUACCUCAACACCGGCGCCUCCUCGCACAUGUCAUCCGCCUCCGGAUCUGGCCACUCAAACGGUGAUGCUCCGAUGUGAGAACUCCGGCGACCUCUACCCUCUGCGGCAGCCACAGCACCAAGCCCUCACUGCCUCGUCGUCACCAACGGUGGAGCUGUGGCACAACCGCCUUGGGCAUCCAGGCUCGCGCGCUCUCCAUCAGAUUCUCCAGUCCUUUGAUUUCCAGUGUAAUAAAUCAGCUGCUCACUCGUGCCAUCAUUGUCAGCUGGGCAAACAUGUUAGGCUGCCUUUUGCUUCUUCAGAUACACCCAUUUAUUUCCCUUUUCAGUUAGUGCAUUCCGAUGUUUGGACAUCUCCAGCUUACAGCAAUUCGGGCUAUAAGUACUAUGUUGUUUUGAUUGAUGCCUACACUCAUUACAUAUGGACUUUCCCGAUU